This is a messenger RNA of Miscanthus lutarioriparius, 1089 nucleotides long. The record is from the annotation of a GenBank genome assembly. Lineage: Eukaryota; Viridiplantae; Streptophyta; Magnoliopsida; Poales; Poaceae.
AUGCUGUCGUCUUCCACCUCCACCCUCCGUCUCCACCAACCAACCCGUCCCCACCGCCACCACCCGCCGGCCCCGGCCGCGGGGGGCGCCACCCACCUAGCCUCCCCGCGGCGGUGGCGCGGGCACGCCCCAGGGGCGGCGUCCCCGGCGCCGCUCCGCGCGCGGGCCCAGCGCAUCCGCGCGCUAGACGCCGCCCAGCCGUUCGACUUCGAGUCCCGAGCGGCGGGGCUGCUGGAGGAGCAUCAGCGCCUGAAGAUCGCCAUCGUCGGGUUCGGCAACUUCGGGCAGUUCCUGGCGCGCACUUUCGCGCGGCAGGGACACACGCUGCUGGCGCACUCCCGGACGGACCACUCCGCGCUGGCGUCCACACUGGGGGCCUCCUUCUUCACCGACACGCACGACCUGUGCGAGUGCCACCCGGACGUGGUGCUCCUCGCAACCUCCAUCCUCUCCGCCGAGGCCGUGCUCCGCUCGCUGCCCGUCCACCGCCUCCGCCGCAACACGCUCUUCGUCGACGUGCUCUCCGUCAAGGAGUUCCCCAAGAAUCUGCUGCUCAGCUCGUUACCCCCCGACUUCGACGUCAUCUGCACCCACCCCAUGUUCGGCCCGGAGUCGGCGCGCGACGGCUGGGACGGCCUCCCCUUCGUGUUCGACAAGGUCCGGGUCGGGGACUGCCCGGCCCGCCGCGCCCGCGCCGAGGCGUUCCUCAACAUCUUCGAGCGGGAAGGGUGCCGGAUGGUGGAGAUGUCGUGCGCCGAGCACGACGCGCACGCCGCCGAGACCCAGUUCCUGACCCACACCGUCGGGAGGAUGCUCGCCAUGCUGGAGCUCCGCUCCACGCCCAUCGACACCAAGGGGUACGAGACGCUGCUCCGCCUCGUCGACAACACCUGCAGCGACAGCUUCGACCUCUACAACGGGCUCUUCAUGUACAACAAGAACUCCACCGAGCUGCUCAACCGCCUCGAGUGGGCCAUGGACUCCGUCAAGAAGAAGCUCUUCGACGGCCUCCACGACGUGCUCCGGAAGCAGCUCUUCGAGGGAUCCCCGCACGCCCCCAACGUCUCCUCCUCCAACGUCCGCAAGUAG